This is a messenger RNA of Bombyx mandarina (wild silkworm), 899 nucleotides long. Its product is annotated as ADP-ribosylation factor-like protein 16. NCBI's taxonomy places the organism in Eukaryota, Metazoa, Arthropoda, Insecta, Lepidoptera, Bombycidae. Gene Ontology annotation, molecular function: GTPase activity; GTP binding. The record is from RefSeq and is a predicted model, not a curated record.
AUGAACGAGCCAGAUAAGAAAAUUAGUGUACUGUGCUUAGGCCCAAAAGGCUCAGGAAAGACUACGCUAAUGAAAAAACUAGAACACGCUGAAGGUAUAGACUACACAUACAGUCCUGUUCCGACGAUAGGAACGAAUAUUUACGACAUUCAUUAUCUAAAUAAAAAUGGAAAAAAACAAAUGUUGUCAGUUCGCGAAGUGGGCGGAGAGAUGGCGCCAUUAUGGAAUAACUAUUUAGAUGGAGUUGAAAAAAUUAUUUACGUGGUGGACACGUCUAAUCUGUGUCAAAUUUCUGAAGCUACUGUGCUGUUGUACACGCUUUUAGCUGAACCACGUCUCAAAAAUACGAAGUUCAUUCUAGUUCUAAGUAAAAUGGAUGCUGCUUAUCGCCAAAUGCGCAACGAGGCUCUACUGAUGUUGCAAUACACAAGACUCUGCAAGGAACUGCCCAAUUCAAUCACGCUACUGGAAGCCUCUCCACUAACCGGCGAAGGCAUUGACAAACUAAUAGAACUAUUGGGUGCUCAGAAACCGAACUUAAAGUUUAAGGGACAAGUAAAAAAUAACAUAUAAACUGUUUACUUUUACUUUUUUAGUGUCGUAGAUGGGCAGACAAUCUCGCGGUGCAUCUGUGGCCAGAAUCCUUAAACAUUUCAACUUUAUUGUUAUUAAAUCAACGUAUUUGAGACAUGACGACAUUUUGGUACUCUGUCUAUAAAGUCUGUAUCAUAGAUAAUACACUAAAUAUUUAAGUAGGAAAUUUACGCUGGUACACACACACUUAUAUACACGUCUGUAUUGUUUGAUAAUAUUUAACACACCCUUCAAAUCGCAACGUAUUAACUUAAUUAAUAAUUAUAUUAACUAUGGUAUGAAUGACUGUUAAUAAAUAAUCAAGA